Messenger RNA from Pimephales promelas (fathead minnow), 2390 nucleotides. It is a transcript of the gene zdhhc12b, whose product is annotated as zDHHC palmitoyltransferase 12b. Gene Ontology annotation, molecular function: protein-cysteine S-palmitoyltransferase activity. Gene Ontology annotation, biological process: peptidyl-L-cysteine S-palmitoylation; protein targeting to membrane. NCBI's taxonomy places the organism in Eukaryota, Metazoa, Chordata, Actinopteri, Cypriniformes, Leuciscidae. Gene Ontology annotation, cellular component: endoplasmic reticulum; Golgi apparatus. The record is from RefSeq and is a predicted model, not a curated record.
AGGAAACGUAACAUCCACCCGAUUCACGUCUAAGCAGCGGAACGGAACAAUCAACAAGCUUAUUAGAGCGAAAGAAACGCCGUAUCUAAAUGAAGUACCGCGCUACUGUUGCAUUACAGAGCUAUAGCCAGAUGCGUUUAGAUGUUCAGCAUACAGACUCCAUGCUAGGGUGAAAUAAUCUGGUUCAAAUGGUUCUUGUUCUGGAAUUUAGCGUAGGACGCGUAGGAGCUCACUUGACAGCUGGAAUGUAACUGGGUUUCUUAUGAGCUGGCUAACACAGCUAGCUGCCUAUAGAGGUCUGUGAGUCUGAGGAUAAGAUGCAUUUCAUUACGAGCACACAGCAGAUGCAUGCUUAGGUGUAUAUAGAAGUAUGCUAGGAUGUUCAAAAAUGUGUUCGGAUCCGGAUUCCUGGUGAGGACCGCUCAUGUCAUAUUGACAUGGGUUAUAACGUUGAUUCUUUUCCUCCACGACACCGAUCUGCGCAAACAGGAGGAGACGGGGGAGCUCACACUGCCGGUUCUCUUUGUGCUGAUGGUCCUGGUGUCCGUGUUGCUGUACUUUGCGGUUUCACUUAUGGAUCCUGGUUUUGUCUUGUCUGAUGACUGUGACUUACAGUUCACACUUGGUAUUGCAGAAGAAACACAGGAUAUGAUUCCACACACUACCAAGUCCAUCCGGCUGCGGCGCUGUGGACACUGCCUGGUACAGCAACCCAUGAGAUCCAAACACUGCCAGACGUGUCAGCACUGUGUGCGGCGCUAUGAUCACCACUGCCCCUGGAUAGAGAACUGCGUCGGGGAGAGAAACCACCGCUGGUUUGUGCUUUAUCUGGCUGUCCAGCUUGUUGUCUUACUGUGGGGACUGUACAUGGCCUGGUCCGGCUUCAGUCACGCUUCCACCUGGCAGCUGUGGUUAAGGACCAACGGAGUGCUCUUGGGAGCAGCAGCGGUGGUGGCGGUCCUAUCCCUGACCGUACUUCUCCUCCUGGGCUCUCACCUGUACCUGGUGUCCCUAAAUACCACUACAUGGGAGUUCAUGUCUCGACACAGAAUCUCUUACCUCAAGCACUGCGGAGUAGACGAAAACCCUUUUGACCGUGGAACCCUGCGCAAUCUCUGGGGCUUCUUCUGCGUUUGGGAACCAGUGGUUUGGGAGCAUGUGUAUUUCAAGCAAGGCAACGAUCCCAUUUAAUUCCCUGGGAGUCAUGACUGCUGCCGUGACAAAUAACCCAUUAAAUGGAAGUUGAUGUUUUGGUGGAAAUCACUCCAAACUGCAUCUGCUACUACAUCUUAUCUACUUCUUCCUUGUGAAUGACCCAUUCCAUUUUGAAAGUGAUUCUUUCUUUAAUGCAUGAACUUGUUAUCAAAUAGGUUGGAUUGAAGACCAUUUCUAUUAAAUAGUUUUGUGAAUACUUUGCCCAGGUAAUACUUUGACAAUUCGUCUGUGCUGAUUUGGGACAUUUUAUUAGCGAACGCAGAACAAAAAGCACAAAAUCACAACAGCUGGAGCUGUAUUGUGGUUUCCCAUUAAUGCAAUAUGAGAUUAAUUACAAUUUUAUAUGCUUAUUUUUAUCUCGGCUCUGCUCAAAUCAUCUCUUUCAUGGUACUAACAAGCUGUCGGACAAAAGUAACUUAACUAGACAGUCUGUCAGCUGAUUUUAUAGCAGCAGCCAAUGUUGUAUUACAUCAGCAACGAUUUUUUGAGCAAUUAUUGAACUUGUGAAAUACAGUCAGUUGUAUAUACACAUUUUUACAUGGGUUUUUUUGGAGGGGGGGGGGUUGACCCCAUUUAAGAUCAAUUUUUAGAGUAGACAGGGUAAUAAGUUUAUAUUAAAUUUCCUAUAGCACUUUAUCAGUGGUGAAAUUACAAUAUGCUUGUAAUGUGAUGUUAUCAUAUUAAUUGUUAUGGUUUAUCUUGACAAUCUAUACAUUAAACAUGAGAAAUUAACAUAUUAGAAGACAAAUUUAGAAUGCAAACAUAAUCAGCGCAGUACUGUUCAACAUUUUUCCUGCAAAACAUUAUUUUUAUAUAAACAGGGUAUUUCUUAUUACACUUCAGCUUAAAGAGAGGAAUAUGUAAGUGAACGUGAUACUCCUUUGACUGUUAAAUUCUGGGCCAGUAAUAUGUUUGGUGUAAUAAUGAAUUGUCUUCUUCAACAAACAUUAGUUAGAAAUGUAUCUGCAUAAUAUAGAGGCAUAAAAAGCAAUAAUUGUUUUUUCUUUGACUUGAUUUCAGUUUCUUUAAAAUAUUACUUUUGCAUUCGAGUGUUUUUAACUACACAUUAUGCUGAGAUUUCAUGAAUGAUUUGUGCCGUUUUGAUCAAAUUUAUGCAAUUUUUGUUCCUCUGUGAUAUUUUGAAACGUCAAUAUUCAAUAAACUGAACAACAUGA